This is a messenger RNA of Cotesia congregata, 2271 nucleotides long. The record is from the annotation of a GenBank genome assembly. NCBI's taxonomy places the organism in Eukaryota, Metazoa, Arthropoda, Insecta, Hymenoptera, Braconidae.
AUGCAUUGCAAAUCAAUACUUGUUCUUCUCAGUUGUUUCUUCCUGUCAGUAUUCUGCUACCAUUCUCUAAGUGACUUUUGCCACAACUUUUCCUUAAAUCAAACAUGCCAGGGUGCCAAAAACUACACUCGUGAAGCUGCUGAAUUUCAGUUGGAAGAAAAAAAUUACACUAGUGUUGUGAUACAACCCAGAAGACGUGUCAAUGUGAACAGUGAUUCGACUUUAACUACCUCUGGGAUAUCAUGGUACUCCAAAAUUCCUCUGCUGCCGGUUUUUUUCGCAUCUUCUCCGACUAUUCCCGAGGGAAAUUGCAAAAGACACGCGCUUCGGUAUCUUGAGGAGUUACGAAAUGGAACCCUUUGGGCUGUUCAAAUGUUUGAUGCAUCAACAAAGUACCCUGAUGGAAUAAUAACUGGUAACACAAGACAUUUCGGUAAUUUUGAUGGAUGUUAUGAUUUAAAAACAAGUAUUCCAAGAUACAAAUUUGACAUUGAAACCGAAGAUGAAGAAAUAAAUGGAAGAUACUGCCUGGUGAAGGUCGAGUAUCAUAAAAUGAGUAAUUUUAGUGAUCGCAAAGAUCCUCAUACAUUAGAAUUUGAUACCAAUGACUCGGUAUGGGAGGCUAUCAAGGAAAAAGGAGAUUUCCGUCGAGUGAAGAGAUACAUCCUUGAGCUGGCCCUUUGUGUGCCCGAUUCCUGUGGCACAGUGGACAUUAAGCAAGCGCUGGCCGAGCCACUGAAAGAAAUUGGCCUAGAAAACGACAUCUUCAUUGAUAUCACCAUGAAGGGAAACUGUCAAGCGCAGAAUGACAAAGCUAAAUUGUCGACUGUUGCCAAAAUUUAUUGUUACACUAUCCUGAGUUUAGUAUUGCUAGUCAUUGCAAGUACAUGGUACGAAAGUACCAUGAAAAGCGAUAAUGAAAAAGACAAUUUCAUGCUGUUAGAUUUGUUCCUUUGCUUUUCCGCUCGUCGUAAUUACAAAAGUAUUGCAAAAACAACGUACAGUCAUCCAGGACUUGAUAGUAUUCAUAUUUUUCGUGUGAUGUUCAUGAUUAUGGUUAUAUAUGGCCAUAGGUCAAUGCAGUACUAUACCAAUCCAACAAUGAAUUCACAUGCUUUGGAAUUCUCUUAUACCUUACCAAUUUCAAUUUUUUUGUACAACGGACCGAUAAUUGUUGAGGCAUUCUUCGGGUUCGGUGGAUUGCUGCUCGCUUAUUACGUCCUCAUGGAGUUGGAUAAGAAAGGUAAAAUCGAUUUUAUCAAGGCGAUUGUCUUUCGAUAUAUAAGAUUAACACCGCCGUAUGCAGUAUUAAUAAUGUUCAUCGCAUUGAUUCUACCCCACCUUGGAUCUGGACCUUACUGGAGUUUGAAAGUUGGAUUAGAGAGCGAGAGCUGUUCAAAUAAUUGGUGGGCGAACCUCUUGUACAUAAACAAUUAUGUUAAUACUGACAAACUGUGCAUGUUCCAAUCCUGGUACCUGUCUACGGAUUACCACUUGUAUAUCUUAUCAUUGUUCACAAUUUAUGCAUUUUGGAAAAUGCCUCGAAGACUUGGAUACGCAUUUUUGGUUAGUAUCAUUUUCAUCGGAUGUCUUAUUCCAUUUUCGCUCACGUAUUUCUACGGUGUCCAACCCAUGUUCAGAGGUUUACCUUUUAUGCAAGAGGUGAGAGAAGAUGACUACUUUAUUAAUCAUUACAUAAAAACUCACGAACGUCUGACUUCUUAUUUCAUUGGAGUUCUUGGUGGUGCUAUUGUUUACGACCACAAGAAGUCAUUGUGGAAACUUCCUAAAGUUACGUCGCAUAUACUAUACUUAUGCUGCUGGAUCAUAGCAGUUUCAUCUCUAUAUUUAGGCUUAAAAUACUACAAUCCAAAUGCACAUCCAUCAAAAUUAGAGACUGCUCUAUACGCAAGCUUAAGUCGGCCUGGAUUCGCCUUUGGAAUGGUUUUAGGAACCAUUGUAUUAUCUGUCGGUGAAGGUUUAGAGAGACUCCAGGGAUUCCAUCAACCAAGCUGGGCCCAACCAAUCAGCAAACUGACUUACGGAGCAUUUUUGGUUCAUAAUAUCAACCAAGUUUAUGACAUCGGCGUCAGAAGAAUUGCGCAGGUCUUCUCGAUUCACAAUAUGGUUUCGGACUUGAUACCUGAUAUAGUGUUGUCGUUCUUCUUUUCGUUUGUUAUUGCACUAGUAAUUGAAGGUCCUUUCAGAAAUAUUGAAAAACGGUUACUUCGUAAAGAAAAGAUACCCAAAGAUCAAGAAAAGUGCAACUAA